Beta vulgaris subsp. vulgaris (sugar beet) is the source of this 1718-nucleotide messenger RNA. Its product is annotated as 30S ribosomal protein S1, chloroplastic. The transcript is spliced from 7 exons. Gene Ontology annotation, molecular function: mRNA binding; structural constituent of ribosome. Gene Ontology annotation, biological process: translation. Gene Ontology annotation, cellular component: chloroplast stroma. Bases 130 to 1371 code for a protein of 413 amino acids. Lineage: Eukaryota; Viridiplantae; Streptophyta; Magnoliopsida; Caryophyllales; Amaranthaceae. The record is from RefSeq and is a predicted model, not a curated record.
AUCAUGACCCAAACAAAUCCAUAAGAUUUCACUGGAGAGCACCAAAUUCAGUUGUGAGAACGAAGAAGAAGAAGAAGAAGAAGAAGAAGAAGAAGAAGAAGAAGAAGAAGCAGAAAAGAAGUAAUAAAAAUGGCAUCUUUGGCACAACAAUUAGCAGGAGGUUUAAGUUUAAGAUGCCCACCACUCUCAAAUUCUCACCUUUCAAAACCCUUUUCAUCCAAACACGCCCUUAAACCUCGGGCUUCACCAAUUGUUUCAGCAGUUGCUGUGUCAAAUGCUCAGACAAGAGAAAGGGCAAAGUUGAAGCAGCUCUUUGAAGAUGCUUAUGAACGGUGUCGUAUUGCCCCUACUCAAGGUGUUGCCUUUACUCUUGAAGAUUUUCAUACUGCUCUUGAUAAGUAUGACUUCAAUUCUGAAUUGGGUACCAGGGUCAAGGGUACAGUAUUCUGCACAGAUAACAAUGGAGCAUUAGUUGACAUAACUGCAAAAUCAUCAGCUUACUUGCCUCUCCAAGAAGCUUGUAUUCACCGAAUAAAACAUGUCGAGGAAGCUGGUAUAGUGCCAGGUCUGCGUGAUGAAUUUGUAAUCAUUGGUGAAAAUGAAGCAGAUGAUAGUUUAAUCUUAAGUUUAAGGUCAAUCCAGUAUGAGCUUGCAUGGGAAAGGUGUAGGCAGUUGCAAGCUGAAGAUGUUGUUGUUAAGGGGAAGAUUGUUGGGGCAAACAAAGGUGGAGUGGUAGCUCUAGUGGAGGGCCUCCGUGGCUUUGUUCCCUUUUCGCAAGUAUCAACGAAAUCUACUGCGGAAGAACUUCUUGAGAAAGAGCUCCCCUUAAAAUUUGUUGAGGUUGAUGAGGAACAAUCCAGGUUGGUACUCAGUAACCGCAAAGCCAUGGCUGACAGCCAGGCACAGCUUGGAAUUGGAUCAGUUGUUACAGGAUCUGUCCAAUCUCUCAAACCUUAUGGUGCCUUCAUUGAUAUUGGUGGAAUUAAUGGGCUCCUUCAUGUUAGUCAAAUUAGUCAUGACCGUGUUUCGGACAUUGCAACUGUCUUACAACCUGGUGACAUUUUGAAGGUCAUGAUUUUGAGCCAUGACCGUGAAAGAGGUAGAGUGAGUCUGUCGACAAAGAAGUUGGAGCCUACUCCUGGUGACAUGAUUCGUAACCCAAAGCUUGUCUUUGAGAAGGCUGAGGAAAUGGCUCAAACAUUCAGACAAAGGAUUGCACAGGCAGAAGCCAUGGCUCGUGCCGACAUGCUCAGAUUCCAGCCUGAGAGUGGUCUGACUCUCAGCUCAGAUGGAAUCUUAGGACCAGUAACUUCCGAUUUGCCACCAGAAGGUCUAGAUUUAAGUGCUGUUCCGGCUGCUGAACAAUCAUGAAAAUAGUUGUCCAACUCCGACCUGUCAGUUUUGAUUCUGUAUUUUAGUUGUAAUUAUAAUUUGUGGCAUCAUAUUCUUUCCGGCUGUAAUGUGAACCCGUCCAACCUUCUCUUCUAGCUGAUAAUUUGUCUUAAUGUUGUGCAAGUAUUCUUCUUGUUUGAGAUAAAAGAGUAUAAAUGCUGCUGAUUAUAUCUGAGAGAGAGAGACUAUGAAUCAGAUGGGGCCUUGGCAUCAUCUCAUUUACUUGUAUCCAUCGUGGGCAGCAGCAUCCCAACUAAAUAAUAGGAUUUGUACCUUGUGACUUUGAUGUUACAUAAUGUAUAACAGCUCCAAAAUAUUCAAAUGUA